This is a messenger RNA of Tarenaya hassleriana, 1562 nucleotides long. RefSeq lists its product as uncharacterized. The record is from RefSeq and is a predicted model, not a curated record. Gene Ontology annotation, molecular function: polyubiquitin modification-dependent protein binding. Gene Ontology annotation, cellular component: nucleus. The transcript is spliced from 3 exons. Lineage: Eukaryota; Viridiplantae; Streptophyta; Magnoliopsida; Brassicales; Cleomaceae. Bases 102 to 1055 code for a protein of 317 amino acids.
UCAGUUCUAAUGUGGGGCCCAAAGAUUAUUCGCCGGCAUUCAGUUGCGGAGUGAUUUUACUGCUUAGGUUUUUCUUCACUGCGUCGAGUUGGUUUCUCGCCAUGGACGACCUCCCUCUCGAUAGAAUCGCGAUUUCUGGUCCCACAUUGGCCUCACUGAUCCAACGGCUCUCCUCCUUCCCCGGCGAUGUCGACGGCUUAAUCUUCGGAAACGUCAGUCGCAUCGUCCCCUCUAAUCUCUCCGACGACUCGCCGGCGGAACCGUUCGCAUCGGGUUCCUCCUCCGCCGUUUCGUCUUCUCAAUUAGUCGCCACCGUCACAAGUUUUAUAUGUUCUGGUAUGAGCGUCUCCUUCUAUGAUCCGCUUGGCCGAGUUGAUCCGCGCCGGAUCGACUCUCUCCGAGUCGGUGCGCCGGGUCAUAUACUCGGCUGGUUCUCCGCUCGCCGGAAAACCGCUAACCGCCCCUCGAUGCGUGAAUUUUCUGUGACGUCAUCUCUUUCUUCUCAACAUUCCCACCCGAUCGAGGACUCGCAAAACCCUAGCCCCGCAAACAUAGCCUCGUGCGUUUUCUUCCUCUUCACUACGCCGCCGUCUGACCAGUUCAUCCACACGCACGAGUACCGCGCCUACCAAUUCUGCUCUUCGAAUCAGCGGUUCGAGCCGAGAUCGAUCGGUAUAGUCAACAUCGGGCCGGCCUUCCGCGGACAUUACGGUACUUUUAGCCCGAAUUCGGCAUUUCCGCUUCUGAACUGCGAGCUGAGGAGUUCGCCCAUGAGCGAGGACCAGGAUGAAGGGACGUUAAGUGCGAAGAAGCAUGCGGCUAAGGCUCAGAAGGAAAUCGAUGCUUUAGCAGAAGGGUUUCAGGUGGGAAAUUUGAGACGUAUGAUGGGAGCUGAAGCUUCUAAUUACACAGGCGGAUUGGAAGAAUUGUACGAGAGGAUGCUUGCUAAGAUCGAGAGCUUAGCUUCCCUUGUUGAGAAAAGCUCGACCAGGGUAUUUGAGCAGGACAAUGAGAAUCGGAAGUUGAGAUACAGGGUUUCCAGAAUCGAGCAAUGAAAUUGGUUUUGUUCCCCCCCCCCCCCCUUUUGUUGGUGCUAUCAUCAGAAGUUCUGAAGACCUGGGAUUUGUCCAAAUGUAGAAUCUUCAACAUUCCAAGAUGAGUCAGUGCAGCCAGGGAGAUGAUGUAGCAGCAGCAGCAGUGAUGUAUUAUGAUAAAUAAUCUUGGAAGAUGAUGGCUUUGCAUUUGCGGUGCGGCGGUCAGACCGUUAGUUUCUGUACCAUCUCGUCUCUAUAUAUAUAUAUAUAUCAACUAUCAAGUAUUGUCAUUGUGUCAUUUUGCGGGCUUUCCCUGCUGGGUCGUUCUUAUAUUCGUGAAAUGGAGGCAGUCUCUUCCUCUUUUCUUGAGAUGUGCCAGCGUCUUUUGCUGAGAGGGAAGAGCAGUUUGGUCCCCCUUCAUUUUAGCUCUCUGUUCUCUUUUGACGAUGAUGAUGAUGAUGCAGUGUCCAUUCAUUGUCAUGUACGAGAAGUGAAAGUGAAGGCAUGUUUUUCAGUGUUUUUCUUGCA